This is a messenger RNA of Wickerhamiella sorbophila, 1212 nucleotides long. RefSeq lists its product as hypothetical. Bases 1 to 1212 code for a protein of 403 amino acids. The record is from RefSeq and is a predicted model, not a curated record. The transcript has a single exon. Lineage: Eukaryota; Fungi; Ascomycota; Dipodascomycetes; Dipodascales; Trichomonascaceae.
AUGCCAGUUCCAUCGGAGGCUACUCUAGUCGCUAGCCCGCCCCAGAGCACUAGCGAUGCUCACCCUCCUAUGUUUGUACGAUUAACCCCCGAGGCGUUGAGCAGUCUCAAGUCAAAAAACGAUGGUCGCAUUCUGCUCAAAAUUGACGGCCGAACUGGCACUCUCGCCGUCAACGGGACGACAAUAGACAUCUCCGUGGCUGAUGAGCCGGGCACUCUACAGGUAUAUACGCCCUGUGCCGACGACUCCGCAAAAUUUCAGAGCGCCGGACUGGUCAAGAAGCGUCUCACCCUGCGCAAGUCCGUCUCUUCUGCUGCAAUUUCUCCCCCGGCCGCCGCAUCGGCCCCCCAGCCGACUGCUGCAGCUGCGGCGCUAAAAAAGCGACUGGUAAAGUCUUCAGGCAAGCAAUCCCCACUGAACAAGGCUCCCUCGCCCCCUCGCUCACCUAGAGAAUUACUUGCUGAGGCCCCGCUUGUUUCGUCGGCAAUGCGAGUCGCCCACUUGCUUGCCCUCGGCCAGGCCACAGCAAUAACAUUGGCCCAGCGUACCCAGAUACCGGUGGCCGACGUACAAACAUUGCUAAAUCAGAUCGCCCGUCCUGUUCCGGGCUCAAACGACUUAUUUAUUCUCCGCAACGAGUCCUACGAGUAUCUUCGUAUUUACGAGUGGAAGCAGUACAGUGCCAAGGAACGGCUUCAAGUCCUCAAUCAGGCCGAAAAGGCCUAUGAUGCACUGGGAUAUGUGGUUAACGCUCCUUCCCGCUCUAAUCUCAAAGAUCCUCGCCGACGUACCGGGUCUGUGUCGCCAGAACGUCGAGCUCUCAAACGCAAGUCCGCUCCAGCCAUUGCUGUCCCGCCUUCCGCCUCCACGACCCCAUCCGCCUCCGCGGCAGCUCCCGCAUCUAAAUCCCCUCCUUCAUCCGCAUCACCCCCCAGUUCGUUGUCUCCUCCAGAAUCAUCCCAAGUAGCCACCAAGCCCCCGCCAGAAAAGAAACAUAAACCAACAACGGAGGAGGACCUGUUUACAUUGGCUCGCAAAUUCAAGGCAACUUAUUCAGAGUACUCUAGACUUUACGGCUUAUUGAGUUCUGGUCCCCGCCCGGAAUCCCAGGUCAAAAAGCUGCUCACAAUGCACAAAAACUUGGAGAGCUGGAAACAGCGCCUUUGGUCGGCAAGCAAAAACCGGCGUGGUCGCCAAGUACCUCUUAAAUAG